AUGGCGAUCAUGGUGGUGAUCAUGGCGAUCAUGGCGAUCAUGGUGGUGAUCAUGGCGAUCAUGGCGAUCAUGGUCGCCGCCGAGGCCGAGUCGAGCAUGUGUUCCAUGGACGGCACGGGCAUGGGCAUGGGCAUGGGUAUGGGUAUGGACGGCACGGACAUGGGCAUGGGCAUGGGCAUGGGCAUGGACGGCACGGACACGGACAUGGGCAUGGGCAUGGGCAUGGGCAUGGGCAUGGGCAUGGGCAUGGGCAUGGGCAUGGGUCUGGAGGGGACGGACACGGGCAUCAUGGCGGACACGCCCACGGACACGGCCACCAUGCCCAACAACCCCUCCCCUCCCCCUCCCCCGCCCCCGCCCCCGCUCCUCCUCCCCCUCUCCCACCCCUUGGCCACCACCGCCUCCAUCACCGGCGGCAAGGGCUCGGCCCUCGCCUCUCUCUCUUCCCUCGGCCUGUGCCUCCCUCCCACCGCCAUCAUCCCCACCUCGGCCUUCUGCUCCGCCCGCCCGCCCUCCCACCGCUCGCUGCCCUCUGCCUGGUCCGUCCCGCCCGCCCUCAUCGCUGCCGUCCUCUCCUGGGCCGAUGCCUCUCUCGCCGACGCCUCCACCGUCCUCGCCUUCCGCUCCUCGGCCACAAACGAGGACGGGUCGACGUCGUCGCUCGCCGGCGUUGCUGCCUCGGUCCUCGGCGUCCGCCGCGAGCCUGCCGCCAUUGCCGCCGCCAUCGCAUCCGUCUGGGCCUCGCUCCCUCUCCCCAGCAGCGACGACGAGAACGACAGCGAGGCCAUGGCCGUCGUCGUCCAGGCACUCAUCUCGCCGCGCGCCGCGGGCGUUCUCUUCACCACACACCCGAUGACCGGCGACGAGCGCGUCAUGGUCAUCGAGGCCGUCUGGGGCCUCGGCGAGUCGCUCGUCUCCGGAUCCGCUUCGGCCGCCUCGUACGCCUUUGCCUGGCCCACCGCCGAGCUCAUCCCCACUCCGCCCACCUGGUCGCAGGCGACCAAGGUGGUGUGGGCCGGGCCUCAUGCUCCGCCAGCGCCCGACGGUGGCGCCACCGUCACCGUCCCGCUACCGCCGGCCGAGCUCGCGUCGCCUCCGCUCGGCACCGCCGCCGAUGCCGACAUCGCCGUUCUCGGAGCUCUUGCCCAGCUCGGCCUCACCAUCGCCUCGCACGCCGGCCUCCCGCAGGACAUCGAGUGGGCGCUCACUCACCACGGCGAGCUUGUCGUCCUCCAGGCCCGCCCCAUCACCGCCCUCAACAUCGACCUGCCGCGCCUGGCCGGCACCUCGUGGGCCUCGGGCUUUACCCGCAAGUCGUGGCUCUCCAUGUCGCUCACCUCAGCCGCCGGCUUCUACGCCGCCACCGUCCAGUCGGCCGUCACCGACCUCCCGCCCAUCGCCGCCUUUGCCACCCCGGUCUUUGGCGUCCUCUACAUCAACCGCAUGCACAUCAUGGUGUUUGACGACGAGCGCCGCGCAUCGCCGGCCUUUGUCCGCGCCCGUGACUCGGGCCUCCUCGCCGCCCGCGCCACCGCCCUCACCGCACACAUCAACACAGAGAUCCUCCCGCGCCUCUGGCCGCUCCUUCCCCGCCUUGAUGCCCUCACCGUCCCUGCCCUCGCCACGCUCCUCCGCGCCCUUCUCGCUGAACGCAUCGAGCUCGCCUACCACUCGUUCACCACCGGCUCCAUCGCCCGCGACCUCCAUCGCUCGCUCGACAGCUCUCUUGCUGGGCACGACUUUGACCGUGGCGUCCACGCCGGCGCAGGCGCCGUCACCCGUUCCCUCGCCACCCUCGUCGCAUCCCUUGAUCCGUCCGCCCGUGCCGCCUACGCCGCCGCCGCCUCGCCCGCCGCCCUCCUUGCCAUCGUCGACGUGCCGACCCGCGACGCGCUUGCCGCCUGGAUCGGCGAGUUCUUCUGGCUCUCCGAGCACGACGAGGACAUUGCCGCCACCGACCGCUGGGCCGACGACAUCACCACGCCGCUCUCGCUCUUCAUCGCCGCUUGCGCCGCCCCGCCGCCUCCUCCUCCCGCCUCGUCGUCUGCUUGUGCAUCCUCGCCACCGCCCGCCCCGCCGCUCGCCCUCCUCCGCGCCUACCUCCACGCCAAGGAGGAGGUCCACAUCACAUACUGCCGGCUCAACUACGCGCUCCGCCACAUGCUCGACGCUCUGGGCGCCCGCCUCGAGCUCAACCUCCACCACCUCGACAUCUUCACCCUCUUCCCACUCCUCGACGCGCCGACCUGCCGCCGAUCCCUCGCCGAGGCCCGCGCCACCGCCUCUCUUCACGCCACCAUCAAGGCCAUGUUUGCCCGCUUCACACCGCCGCCCUCCAUCGUCGGCGCCACCCGCGCCGCUGCCACUCCGCCGCCCCGCGCCGCCAUCGGCUCGGACAUGAUCUCCGGCCGCGGCGUGUCUGCCGGCCGCGCCAUCGGCCGUGCCUUUGUCGCCCACGACCUCGCCUCCGCCAUCGCUGGCCUCCGUGCCGGCGACAUCCUCGUCACCCGCGCCACCAGCCCCGCCUGGGCCGUCGUCUUCCCCAAGCUCGCCGGCCUCGUCACUGAAGUCGGCUCGGCCCUGAGUCACGGCGCCGUCGUCGCCCGCGAGCUGGGUCUCCCGGCCGUCGCAGGCGUCCCCCUCCUCCGCCCCAGGCUCAUGCUGUGGUCCAAGGGCAGAUGGCUCAGCCUCGGUGAGCUUAUCGGCGUCCUCUCGGUCGCCGGACUCUGUGCGUGGUGGAUCGCCACAGCCUUGACUGUCGGCCCGAUCCAGGGCCCAAACAACAAGCCAAAGGUGAGGGUCAAGGACGAGAUGGACUCGCUCAAGGCCUGGGCCGCCGCUCUCGGCUCGGUUCUUGACCUCGUCCUCGGCCUCGUCCUCCUCCCGGUCGGCCGCUCCUCGGUCGUCUUCUGGGUCUUUGGCGCGAGCUGGGAUCGCGUCCUCUGGGUCCAUCGCUCGGGCGGGGUGGUCUUUCUCCUCGGCGCUGCCCUCCACGCCACGCUCUAUGUUCUCCGUUGGCGGCAGAGCGGCAAGCUGCGGGCAAACAUGGCCGACUACGGCGCGACCCACUACGGGCGGACCAUCAACGCGUGGAACGUCGAUGCCAUGAAGAUCAGCCUCUGCAUCCUCCCGGUCAUCGCUCUUCUCGCCACCCCGUAUGUCCGCCGGACAAAGUACUACCUCUUCUACGCUUCGCACCUGCUGCUCGUCGUCUUCAUCGCCCUCAUCCUCGUCCACUCGUGGUCCGCCUGGGCCUUUGCCCUCCCAGGCCUCGUCUUCUACGCCAUCGACAAAGCUGCCGAUGCCUGGUUCUGGCUCUCUGCCUGGUGGGCGGCGGGCUCGCCCAGCCCUGCCCGCCUUGAGCCGCUCGGCGCCUCGGUGGUCAAGAUCGUCAUGGACGCACCUGCCCCGCCGCUCGGCGCCACCGCCUUUGUCCACGUCCCGGCUGUCGCCCGCCUCCAGCGCCACCCGUUCACCGUGCCCUACCUCGGCCGCGCCCGCGCAGCCUCGCAGCUCUGCCUCUACAUUGCCCGCACAGGCUCGUGGUCGUCGGCCGUUGCCGAGCUCGCCGACGACGCCUCGUCCCACCCGGUCGUCAACAUCUCCAUCCCGCCGGGCCUCGGCUCGCGCCAGCUGCCCGGCUCGCUCUGUGUGGGCAACAUGUCGCGGGUGUGGAUCGCCGGCGGCGUCGGCAUGAGCGUCAUCUCCACCGUCCUCCGCUCGGCGCUCUCGUGCGGCGUGCCGACGUCGGCAGCUGCCCCGUCGAGUCUCCAUCUCCAGACCGACACCCCGCUCCUGCCCUCGCCCAAGCUCCGCUCGCUCCUCGUCUGGAUCGUCCGCGAUGUCGAGCUCGUUGCCGAGUUUGCCGACUUUCUCGCCGAAGUCGCCGCCGCCGGCUGGAUCGAGAUCAAGGUCUUUGUCACCCGUCCGGGCGCUGACGAGGCCUGCCUUCUCCCGCCGGCCCUUGGCACCUGCCUCCACGCCGGCCGGCCCGAAAUCAGCGCCGAGAUCAGCGACUUUGUCUCCUCGGUUGAGUCUGGCCGGGCCGUCCAAGUCGUCACCUGUGGCUCGCGCGCCUUUGAGCGCCGCGUCCGUGCCGCCGCCGCCGCCGACACCUGCUACGACCUCGAGUUCCAUGCCCUCAAUGCCUCACUGUGAUCGGCUUGACAGGCAUGGCGGAUAAAGCGCCACCCCCCCCC
Molecule: messenger RNA, 4199 nt
Organism: Thecamonas trahens ATCC 50062
Lineage: Eukaryota; Apusomonadida; Apusomonadidae
Exons: 3
Coding region: 1-4158 (1385 amino acids)
Biological process (GO): phosphorylation
Molecular function (GO): kinase activity; ATP binding
Source: RefSeq, a predicted model, not a curated record